Molecule: messenger RNA, 2155 nt
Organism: Poecilia reticulata (guppy)
Lineage: Eukaryota; Metazoa; Chordata; Actinopteri; Cyprinodontiformes; Poeciliidae
Source: RefSeq, a predicted model, not a curated record
UGUCUCUGUGUGUCUCUGUGUGUGAGGACAGUUGUCGUGCAGCAGGUGGUCGUUGCAGAUUUAUUUAGCAGCAGCAGAAGCUCCCAGUCAGCUGUGAACUUCCUGAGGCUCAGACCAGAACCGGAGCGGAACCAGAGUGGAACCGGACCUACCGAGCCCGUCAGAACCAGGUCCGGGUCUCCAGGAGGGUCUAGAGAUUUCUCUGGGUCAGGAUAUGGACGGACUCUGAUCCGGAACCAGCUGCAGGCCGCUGCUUGCCGCCGAUGGAGACGAGGUUGCCAUGGAAACGUUGCAUCCACCUGACUCUGCUGCUGGUCCAGCUGCGUUUACCUGAAGGUACGAAAAUAACUCCACGAAAGUGGGCGGAGCCAAGAGACACGGAGAGGCGUGGCCACGUCUGGAUCACCAUCAUCUUUAAGAGCUGGCGGCAGUGUACCGACCAGCAGCUGUACCAGGCGGAGCUGGAUCACGUUCCCGCUGCCUUCGCCGACGGCUCUCAGUGGAGCGGCGAGCGACGGGGCCGCCGCGUCCUGACGGUGCGGACCGACAGUCCCGGCCGGCACGCCGAGAUCCGGGCGGCGUACAUCGGUACGCUGUUGGUGGUGCGGCAGAGCGGCCGCUCGCUCGGCCUGUCCGUCCGCUCGCCCCGCGGCGUCCUGGAGGCCUUCCACCCGGACCACGACCUGCAGCUGUGCGUGUGGGGCUGCCCCGCCUCCCACCGGGUGGACGCGCUGCGCACGCCGCCGCACGCCGCCGGCGCCGCGGAGGCUCAUUGCGCCGCGCUGCUUCCCACCCGGGACGUCUACUACCACGCAUGCGUGUUCGACCUGACCGCCAGCGGGGACCUGAACUCCAGCGGAGCCGCGGUAGGCGCCCUGCAGGACGCCCGCAGCAUGACCGGCAGCGGGCAGGGCGUCCACCUGCUGCCCGUCGCUGCUGCGGGACCUGCGGGGCCGCGGCAGCCGCUGGUCCCGCUCAGCAUGCUGGGAGUUCUGGGCGGGGCCUGGAUCACCUGCUGCUAAUUACAUUCACUCGAGUAAGUUUUUGAGAUAAAAAUAAAUUAUUGUCAAUCUGGUUUUUAAAAUAUCAUCAUUUUCUCAUAACUUUGUUUUGAUUUGUCUGAUUAUUUAAGUUAUUAAUAUGAAAUGAUGUUUUUUCAGUUACUCUGCACUUCAGUUUCCUUUUAACCAAAAUUUUUUUUCUUCUAACUCGAGUAAUUUCUUCUACUGGAUAAAAACGUGUCAGGUUUUGUUCCCACCACUGGACGUCAAGAGGCUGCGGCAGGUGAUCUUCAUCGUUUUGAUGCAGCUGGAAUUAAAUUAAAAAUCCAGUUUUUCACUUUUCAUGGACACUCAAACAGAGUUCGCUCCAGAGUUCAAAAAACUGCAAACCAUAUUUGUUCUCAGCUGCUGCACAUUAAUGUGAUUCUCAGGUCCGUUUCCAGGGCGACUGUUUCAUAAAGACAAUACAUUUCUGUUUCAUCAGUCAAAAGUCACUUCUGAGAGACUCGGACUUCAGCUGCUGCUUCUGUGUUUGGAGUAAAAAUUGAUGUUCAGACGGUGCAGUUUUGGUUCUGCAGAGGAUCCAGUCGGACUUUAAGAAACGGCUUAAAACGGCUGUUUUCAUUUUAAAGCAUUUCAGCAACAAGCUGAUGCAAAAACAAGCAAAGAACUUUAUGUUGACUCUACAAAACAAAGAUGAAAAGUUGGAAAACAGACUAAAAUCAUUGAUUUAUUUAUUAUUGAUCAAAGACAAAGUGUUUGUUUAACUCUGAUCUAAAGGAGACCCAGCAUUUUCAGAUGUUAAACACAUUUUGUUUUGUGAGCCGUAACGUUGAGUUCAGUCUCAGUCUGUCCAGUUUUCUUUAUUCUCUUACAGUUUUUAAACUCUACUCUUCAUCUUUGUUGUAGAUUUGAACUUCCAGCUAACCACUUUCACAAAUCCGCCAUUUUUUUUCUCGCAGUGAUUUUUUUUCAGGGUUAUUAAAGUUACAAGUAAACAAAUAAAAAUAUUUGGUGUUUGGUUGUAUUAACCCACACAACAUAUUGAUAUGACAUCCAGGCUGUUUUGCUAGCGGUAGCAUUCUGCUAAUGUUAGCAUGUGUGCUAGCUUUUAGCUCCAUCCAUCCAUCCAUUUUCUUGCACCCUUUUUCCCU